ACCAAAAUCCAGAUAAACAACAAAAUAUUCUACUCAUGUCUCUCUUACAGAUAUAAAGGCCAUGUUUUUCCUGGUCAGCUUGUCAUGUCAGGAAUUUUUCAAGAGUUGCCUAACUUUCAGUUCAAGUCUGACGAUGUUGUUGUUGCUAGUUACCCUAAAACUGGAACAACCUGGGUCCAGGAGAUAGUGUACAUGUUGACGCACAACUUCCAAAAGAGUGACGAAACUUCGGAGGUUUUAGAAACUAGGUUUCCCUACUUGGAGUAUCCGUAUCCUGGGAUAAGGUGGCUAUCCGGCCAGGUGGGAGCUCGCUACAUCAAGACUCACCUACCCUACCAUCUACUACCAUCCUCCUUUGAUGACAGCAAUGCUAAGCUCGUGUAUAUAACUCGUAAUCCCCGAGAUACAGCAGUGUCAUACUUCUAUUUUAUGCGACUCUUAACUCAGAGUAGUUAUGAAGGGUCGUUCUCCAGCUUCAUCACAAUGUUCCUCAACGACAUGGGUCACCCUGCCCCAGUGGGAUAUGGCUGGUACAUUGAAAAAACUUGUGAAAAUUGUGAGACCUUUACCCACUCUGCCUGAGGUAUCCCAGCAAGUGAACCCAUCUCCUAUAUUUUCCCAGUGCUGAAAA
This is a messenger RNA of Cherax quadricarinatus, 631 nucleotides long. The record is from RefSeq and is a predicted model, not a curated record. Lineage: Eukaryota; Metazoa; Arthropoda; Malacostraca; Decapoda; Parastacidae.